Molecule: messenger RNA, 816 nt
Organism: Nilaparvata lugens (brown planthopper)
Lineage: Eukaryota; Metazoa; Arthropoda; Insecta; Hemiptera; Delphacidae
Product: protein farnesyltransferase/geranylgeranyltransferase type-1 subunit alpha-like
Exons: 4
Coding region: 307-801 (164 amino acids)
Biological process (GO): protein geranylgeranylation; protein farnesylation
Cellular component (GO): cytoplasm; CAAX-protein geranylgeranyltransferase complex; protein farnesyltransferase complex
Molecular function (GO): CAAX-protein geranylgeranyltransferase activity; protein farnesyltransferase activity
Source: RefSeq, a predicted model, not a curated record
CUGUAUUGACCAAUAAAAAGUUGUUUUGAUCUCAGUUUCUUAACGCAAAAUCUUAAAUUUUUAGUCUGCUAAUCUGCUUUUCAAAUUUGUGUCGUCUCUUAAAGCUUUCUGGAAGUGCAUUUAUUUUAACAAUAAACUGUGAAGUAAUUGAGUAAAGAAUUGCAAAAUAAUAUUUAUAAAGUUAGUUCUUAUUUAGGCUAUACAAUAUUGCAACGUCUUUGUCUUUGUUACUAGAUUGUAAUCAAACUAGGUAUCUGGUCAUUGUUUUCUCUUCAUCCGGGUUUUGUUUGACUAUUCUUUUGAGAGAUGGACGGCAGUAGCUCAGAGGAAGAUGAUGCCAACUGGGUGUUCUACAGAGAUCGUGCCGAAUGGGCAGAUCUGCAACCCCUUCCCCAGGACGAUGGGCCACAUCCUGUUGUGGCAAUUGCCUAUUCUGAUAAAUUCCGGGAUGUUUAUGAUUACUUUCGAGGGGUGUUGAAAGUUCACGAACUAUCAGAACGGGCCCUGGACUUGACCCGAGACGCUGUUGAAUUGAAUGCUGGAAACUAUACAGUCUGGCAAUACAGGCGAGAGAUUCUGAAGCAUUUGAAUAAAGAUUUGAAAGAGGAAAUGGCAUUUGUUGAGGGUGUCAUAUCAGAUUUCCCCAAAAACUACCAAGUGUGGCACCAUCGUCAAGUUCUUGUAAGUUGGUUGAAUGAUGGAUCUGAGGAGUUGAGUCUGACUGCCAAGAUGCUAGCUAUGGAUGCCAAGAAUUACCACGCAUGGCAACAUCGUCAAUGGGUCAUCAGGACGUUCAAGUAAGACAUUGCUCUGGCA